This is a messenger RNA of Morone saxatilis (striped sea-bass), 2280 nucleotides long. RefSeq lists its product as uncharacterized. Bases 205 to 951 code for a protein of 248 amino acids. The record is from RefSeq and is a predicted model, not a curated record. The transcript is spliced from 7 exons. Lineage: Eukaryota; Metazoa; Chordata; Actinopteri; Moronidae. Gene Ontology annotation, biological process: protein localization to plasma membrane.
UCUACUACACUUAUGUCAUACAGGUUACAUGGUUAGGACUUUAUUGUUAUGUUCCAGUGCUGAUCUUGCUAUGUAGGUAUGAGGCUGUCUCCAUGAGGACUCUCCAAACUCCUGAAGAGGUCUACCGCUGAGUGUUUUGAAGACACCUGGAUUUAAGGACUCCCUGUUUUAAUUUAUUACUCUUGUCUUCCUCAACACCAAGACAUGGUGCUCUGGAUUAUUUUCCCCAUCUCCCUCUCCCUGGUGUCCUUCAUUGGAACAUGGGCUGUAUAUGGCCUGGCCUUCUCCAACAAUCAUGUGUGCUCUCUCAGUGACUGGGGAGCUGACCACUACUGCAGAGGGAAUCAGUCCACUGGAUGUUGCCUUGCUCCCACUAUAAGCUCAAGUGGAACUAGUGCGCCAGAAAAUUCCCUUUUUACAGCAACAAUCAACGCAGGAUCCUUUCUAUUUCUGCUGUUCUGUAUAUUCCACCAUGCUCAUAUUAUGGAGAGACAUGCAUGUCAUUCCAUGCUGAGCAAGUUUGCUCUGGUCUUUGGUGUGGUGGCAGCCUUGGGGGCAUUCGCAGCUGGCAACUGUAAUCCUGGUUACCUGUCACUGCUUCACUACCUCGGAGCUGCCAUCAGUUUCAUGUGCAUCUGCUUCUACACUGUUCUGCUCACCGCGCUGACCAGGAAGUGUUCGCUGACAGGCUAUGAGAAGGUUCUCUACCCACUACGUAUCAUCUCCACUGUGGUUCAAACCAUUGUCACCAUCUGCUAUACUAUUUUGUUUGCCCAGGACGAGUACUUCUACGUUCACUUGUCUGCCAUAUUCGAGUGGAUGCUCAGUGUCAACCUGGAGCUGUUCGAGCUCAGCUACGCUGUGGAGUUUUGCUUCUUCUCAUCCUUCAUGCUUUCAAACCUGUUGAGCAAACGAGAGGAAGAAAAGCCUUUGAUGAUGACUUUGUCCUGAUAUAAGGCUGCCAGGGUCCAGCUGAAGCACACAAGCAAUGAGGAGCGACUGAGUAAGAGGUCUGUAAAGACCGUAGCUGGAUCGUGGCUGGGAGACCAAUAAUUUUUUUCUAUCACUCUUGCAGGGAUGGAUUUAUAUCCAUUUAUGAACUAUGACCACUUAUUCUAAUUCUUGAUACUGUAAAAUUUUCUUUACUGGGGAUUUCCGUUCAUUAGGUAAAACAUUCCUUAUUUAUUGAAAGAACUAGCUUGCACAGCAAAUGAACAAAACACAGCAGUCGUAUUAUACUUUUACACAAGCCAUGUUGCUGCUUUGCCAUUAGAACAAUUAAUCUGAGGUGUCCAUACACCUGUUUAUGUGUUAAUGUUUGUGCAAUCAUUUUUAUUACGUGUUAACAUUAUCAACAAUUUAAAUCAGAAUUGCUCACCAGGUACAUGAAGAAGGACCAAAAGUCAUGAAAAGCUCACUGUUAGCUUAACAUUAAGUUUAUUUAAUGGAUCUAAGCAUUUGUGUAGAAGUUUAGCACUUAAAUAAAAAUAUGAUCACUGUACACACUGAAAAGCCCUGUUAUUGUGAUUGAUACACAAACUUUAAAGCUCUAUCACCAGGGUGGAGGAUGUCUAAAUCCACCCAUUCAGACAAGUCCCUGUGACAUCACAAGAUCCUGUUUAACGGGAUUAAGGUCCGCUCAAUGUAUUUCACUGUAUGUGUGCCUCAGAGGACAAACAAGUGAGGUUUUCUGAAUCUAAUUCACUUUUUUAAAGCAAGUUAAAGGCUCUGAAUUUAUUCAUCUGUUUCUUGUGGGGUCCUAUGAGUUCUUUAUUUGUGGUCUUGUCCUUGUUUUUCCCCUCAUUAGUUUCACAUAUCUCCAUGCACCAUUAGACAGCUGAAGUCAAACAGGAACUUUAAGGUUCCAUUCCUGGCAGCUGCCACCCAUAAAAAAAAUACCUGGCCAACCCAGUUUGCUGUCAAAUGCUCUCAUAUUUAACAUAUCAAUUAGUUUAAAAUAACAUGUUAAAAAAAUUAGAUUAAUCAUUUGUUAUGGCCAAAUCUUAGACUAUGUGAUAGUUAGCUAAAGUUAAAUAAAAAAAAGAUGUUUUUAGAUAGACCAAUGAAAUUAAUGAAUGCUGAAUGAGAGAUUAUACUGAGUACACAGGAUAGCCCAGAUGUGGCAUCAUGACUUUAGCUCUCUAUCAGGGUUUAGCAACAUUUCAAUGAUCAGGGUCCUGAAGCAGAUUAGUUCAGUUUUUCUGAACUUUAAUUAUUGCUCAUUUAAUGUUGUAAUAUUGUAAGAAACCUUACAAUUUGAAACCAGGUUUUAAAGGGUCU